AAGGGGCCCUUAUGGCUCAAGUCAACCAACCUUUCUUUGACCUGCGAACUACAGGCCUCUAGUCGCCGAGUGGGCGGCUCAUGUCCAGCCGGUGGCUUCAGGCUGCCGUUGCUGCCGCAUCUUUUCUGUUAGUGCACAUCCAUGCGCAGACGGUGCCAGAAUGUCAGGGCACGAUGAUCAACUGCGGCGAGGAGGGUGCCGGAGAUGAUCCGUGCAGUAUCUCCACAGCGUGCACCAAGACCUUCCACACCUGCCCCACAAAAGGCGCCUUUCGGCAGUGCGGGAUGGGCAGGGGCCAGUGCGCUGCGGAGGGUGCCUGCAAUAUCCGGUGCUGGGGCAGGCGUGUGGGCUACGCCAGCUGUGCGGAGGUGCCGGUUGACUCCUGCCAAGACGCUUUUGCGGUGGAUGCAUCCGGAAAUGGAAUGCACUGCAUGCUGAAGUCGAAGAGCGAAUGCGGCGACAGGCUGUCUUGCUUCCCGCCCCCGCAGCCUGUGCAGACCGCAUGAUCAAACGACGGCCCUGUGGCCAGCCCGCAGGGCGCGGCUUCAAGCCGAGUUUAUCGAAAUCGCCCCAGCUGGAUUUGAAGCGAGCGUAGCUUCUUAC
Molecule: messenger RNA, 603 nt
Organism: Effrenium voratum
Lineage: Eukaryota; Dinophyceae; Suessiales; Symbiodiniaceae
Source: the annotation of a GenBank genome assembly